Messenger RNA from Anopheles merus, 360 nucleotides. RefSeq names its product cathepsin K-like. The record is from RefSeq and is a predicted model, not a curated record. Gene Ontology annotation, molecular function: cysteine-type endopeptidase activity. NCBI's taxonomy places the organism in Eukaryota, Metazoa, Arthropoda, Insecta, Diptera, Culicidae. The transcript is spliced from 3 exons. Bases 1 to 360 code for a protein of 119 amino acids. Gene Ontology annotation, cellular component: lysosome.
AUGACGCAAGGACAGUGUACCUUCAAUAGAGACUAUGCAAUUGCCAACAUUAGCGAGUGGUCCAUUAUGCCCAAAAACGAAGACGCACUUGCAUUUGCCCUGUGGAAGGUGGGUCCCAUUCCGGUCAGUAUAAAUGCGGCACCCAAAUCAUUCCAGUUGUAUAGCAAUGGUAUUUACGACGAUGAAGCUUCGUGUGAUAACUCCAAAGUGAACCACGCGAUGCUCCUGCUCGGAUACACCAAAGACUAUUGGAUACUGAAAAACUGGUGGGGCAGCUGGGGAGAGGAUGGCUAUAUGAGGCUGGCACGUGGCAAAAAUCUAUGUGGCAUCAGCAACUACGCGGGCUACGUUACGGUUUAA